Molecule: messenger RNA, 2164 nt
Organism: Podarcis muralis (Common wall lizard)
Lineage: Eukaryota; Metazoa; Chordata; Lepidosauria; Squamata; Lacertidae
Source: RefSeq, a predicted model, not a curated record
CUACGGAAGUCUUUGAUCAGAGAUCCACCUCCAUUUCCUUAGCCUCAGGUUCUUGUGUGGUCCAGUCUGCAGCUCCCCUUUCAAACCCUUCCCUUUUCAGCCAGAGGGAGGAGAAGAAGAAGCUUGAGGGCACUCACCCACCUGUUCCUGUGACACCACUAUGACUUUACUAUUCUUCUUCUGGACUAUUGUCCUCAGUCUGCAGCUGACUAUUGGAGAAGCAUGCAGGGUGUGGGCUGAAGAAGGCGGACGAGCUUUGCUUCCUUGUCACCUGAGUCGUCGCAGGUUGAAGAGCAGCUUCAGGCAGCUGUACAAGGGAUUAGCUCUUCGCUGGGUGCAUCAUGGAGACAGUUCCCACAGGAAACGCCACUUGGUGCUCAUGGUGGAGCCAAGCGGCGUCAAGAAAAUGGCCCGUUCCACGAUGCACCGAGCAACCGUCUGGGACCCUGGCUUCAUCCGUGGGAAUUUUUCGCUCAGGAUUGAGCCGCUGCGGAAAGAGGAUUCAGGAACCUACGUGGCUGUGGUGAAGUUUGCCAAAGAGGUGUUGCGCUGCCAGGUGGAGCUUGGCGUGGCGUCAGUGACGCCUGAUUCUCCCGGUCCCCUGAUUGAGUCUGAACCUAUCCAGUUAACCUGCAACUCCACACAUCCAGAAACCCCCCAAGAGAUACGUUGGUUCCAUGCAGGUCUUCUCAUCGCCAGCUCUGGUCGGUUCUGUUCCCUGAACCAGACUCUGGUUAUCUCCAGAUCAUUCAGGAGUGAUUCUGGGCCCUGGGUCUGUCAACUCACCUUUGCAGAUGGGGAGAAAAUUUAUGCCACGUACAACCUGAAAGUCAUAGGAUUUGCUGAGCCAGCCGUAUCUGUAGUCUAUGCUGCGGCAGGCUCUGAUGCCCACCUGCCCUGCCUCCUGAACGACAAUCCCACGGACUACGGCAUUUCUAGGGUGGCAGCACGUUGGAGCUACGCAACAAGGAGAGAACCAAAGUCAAUAACCACCCUCAGUAAUGGGAGCAACAGAAAUUUUACCCUCCAUCUUUCUGCGGUGGGUCUUGAUGAUGCAGGUUGGUACACCUGUGAGAUCGCCAUUCAAGGAACAAACAUCACGAAGAACAUCACACUGGCAGUGAUGACAGUCACCCCGAGCACUGACGGGAUCAUCAUGGAGGGAUCUCGCCUGCAACUCACCUGCAAUCUCAGCUACCACACAGGAAAGGAGCUUUUUAUGUGGAAGUACCUCGGUUUGAAUCCCACAAACAUGUCUUGGCCUGAGGCUGCCUCCACGAGUUUUGGGCUCCUAAGCCAAGGCUCGACCCUGGAGUUUCCUCAGGUGUUGCCCAAUGAUACAGGUACCUGGGAAUGCAGUGUCCAUGGCCCAGAUGGGAUGUCAGGAUCGGUGCAGUACCACCUUGAAAUUGCAGGUGCCCGGAUCGCCCUUGUGCAGCCCAGAGCAGCUGAGAAGAUCACUGUGGGGCUCAUAGCCUUCCUUGUUAUUCUAGUCUCCAUCCUUGCUUUCACCUGCUUGAAACGAAGAACACGCUCCCGAAACUUCCCAGCAUUGGAUCUGAUGCUAGCUUCCGCUUUGCCGGGGAAAGAAGUAAAGGAUGAAGGCCAGGAGGAGAAGGGACCGCAGAUUUAAAAGAAGCAAGAAGGCUGCUUACAGGGCAAGUCCCAAGGAAAGCCUGAUGGUCCUAUCAAGUGAAGACUGCUUAUAGGGACAGCCAAGUGCUUGCUCACCCCAGGUGUUCUCAAGCUAUGAGGUUGGAAGGGGGAUUUAAUGCUCCCCCGUGGAACAUGCCUUCCUCCCUAUACCAGACAAGGCAAGAAGAUGCAUAUGGACUUUUCAAGGGUGAUUCCAUGCACGCACACCCCAUUUGUGUUGUCCCGCCAACCAGAUUUGAGAAGGGCUGCCCUCCCUGUGUGUAGCUGUUACAGAAAAAAUAGUGGGUUUGGCUUUUGCUGCCCAGCUCCCCAAGGGACUGAGUCCCCUAAGUCCAUGAUCACUCAGAGAUGAAAGGAUGGAGGCAAGAUCCAUAGAAAGCAAGGCAGAUCUUUAUUUUUCUGUUUAACAGAGUUCCCUCCCCUCCUUGCAAGGAGGUAGGAGAGACCCCAGCGGUGGUGGGCAAGCCCCUAUAAAGACUUUUGAAAUUGCUCAUCCUGUAACCCAAGA